CCCCUUAUUUGAACAGAUUGCUCGCUUGAGAUUAUUCGCCAUUACUAAUCUCCAGCCUCUUCUUAAAUUCGCCUCGUUUUUACCUCUCUUGCCGCCACCGCCAUGGCUCUCCAGCACCCAAUUCGCUUUCCAAACGUCGCCGCCGCUGCUUUGUCUUCGACGGAGGAACUCGUGAAUGCUUCUGGUAAAUUCGUUCAAUUGUGGCGGCGGAGGGCGAAAAACAGAGUAUUAUCAUCUGGAUUUUGCGAUUGGGGUCAUCUGCAGUAUUAUAAGUCUAGCUUUGAUUCCGCCGACUCCACGGUGGAGGGGAUUUCACGGAGGCGGAUGAGUGGGAAGGGGAAGUCGGUGAAGAAGAUGAAGAAGAAGCAAUUGAAAUUGCUCAAGGAAUUGAAUCUGCUUGAUCAUAUCAACGGAAACAUGAUCACGGAAGCAACACAGCUUCUGCUGGAGCAAUUGCGGAAGGUGAAGGAAGAACAGAAAGAAGCGAAAAGAAGAAUGAAAGAGGAGAAAGCAAAAGUGAAAGCAGUAGCAAAUUGUGAAACGUCAUCAUCUGAAUCCAGCGAAAGCGAAUGUGGAGAGGCCGAUGACAUGAGCCGCGCAAAGGAGGAGACGCUUCCGAUCAUACCAACUGCUCCACACUCGUCGUUCAUAACUGAUGCUGCUGUUUCUCCAUCGAAGAGGAUUGAGGUGUGUAUGGGAGGAAAGUGCAAGAAAUCGGGGGCCGGGGCGCUGCUGGAGGAGUUGAAGAGAGUUGUGGGGAGUGAAGAGGCAGUCUCAGGGUGCAAAUGCAUGAGGAAAUGCAGGGAUGGCCCUAAUGUCAAGCUUGUGGGGCCCGCGGCGGCGAACUCUCUGUGCAUCGGAGUGGGAUUGGAGGAUGUGAAUGUGAUCAUGGCGAAGUUCAUUGAUGAACAUCAUCAGCAGCAGCAACAGCUUGGUUUUUGAAAUUGUUACCAAAAAUGUGCAGUUUCUUUUUCAGUUUUUGGAAUUAGGAUAGGAUAUAUGUGUGUGUGUUUUAUUUUUUAAUUUUAUUUUUUAAGAGGAAAUAUGUGGUUAUUUGAAUUUUGAAGCA
Messenger RNA from Salvia hispanica, 1069 nucleotides. RefSeq lists its product as uncharacterized. The record is from RefSeq and is a predicted model, not a curated record. NCBI's taxonomy places the organism in Eukaryota, Viridiplantae, Streptophyta, Magnoliopsida, Lamiales, Lamiaceae.